AUGAAAUUGCCAAAAUUAGAUGUCAUUGAUAGGGAGAGAACAAAGACGCACCUCCGCCUUAUCAACAACGUGAAUGUUUUGCCGACUCCCGUGGGUGCGUCUCAAAUCUGGCUUCUUACCACGCCCGUCUUUGAACCUCGAGGGAUGGAAUAUGAAAACCCGAAAGAUUUCACUGCCGCCGGCAGAUCGAAGGCAAACGACAUAUACCCCUUCGAUGAACGAUUGAACCUCGCGGAGUUUUUGCGCACGGCAUUCUCCUCAUCAUCCUGA
This is a messenger RNA of Acaulospora colombiana, 270 nucleotides long. The record is from the annotation of a GenBank genome assembly. Lineage: Eukaryota; Fungi; Glomeromycota; Glomeromycetes; Diversisporales; Acaulosporaceae.